Messenger RNA from Pediculus humanus corporis (human body louse), 492 nucleotides. RefSeq lists its product as uncharacterized. Lineage: Eukaryota; Metazoa; Arthropoda; Insecta; Psocodea; Pediculidae. The transcript has a single exon. Gene Ontology annotation, cellular component: centrosome; ciliary basal body. The coding region runs from base 1 to 492 and encodes 163 amino acids. The record is from RefSeq and is a predicted model, not a curated record.
AUGUCUAAACACGGACUCGCCCUACAAUCAUUCACAACAGAAUUGGUUAACUGUUUGGAAAAUUUAAAAACUAAACGGGAAGAGCUUCAAAUAAUAAUAGAUCUCGAAGAAUUGGAAAAGGCUAAAUUACAAGCGGAAAUCGAAUGUUUAUCAAAUAGAUUAUCUGUUAUAAUGACGAGUCUAACGAAAAAAACAGCUGCGAGAGCGGAUUUUGACAGGGCGAUAUCCGAAUCGGAAACGGCACUAUGUCGUCUAUUAGAAAAUUCACAACUCGUUGUUAACAACGUGAGAAGAGAAAUAUCGACUCUGUCGGGAGAUGAAAUUAUGAAAACAUCAGCAACUUGUCCUUCGGGACAAACGCAAUUUUGUCUUAUUGAUGCACCCGAUGCGUGUCAACAAGCUGUACCACCGGGUGGCGUUGUUACGGGAGGAGGUAUGCCGCAGCCACCCGUUGCUGUCGGUAUAACAUGCAGAUCAGCUAACGGCCUUUAA